CCAGCCCGGAUGGAGGCGCGUCCUGGGGGAUGGGGGGCGCAGUCCUCCUGCUCCUGCUCGCGGGGGCCGCGGCCCCGAGGGAGACCCGGGCGGGCCCCCACUCCGUGAGGGUUUUCCACACCACGACGUCCCGGCCCGGCCUCGGGGAGCCCCACUACAUCGCCGUGGGCUACGUGGACGACACGCAGUUCGGGCGGUUCGACAGCGACUCCCCAGGCCAGAGGGCAGAGACUCUGACCCCGUGGUUGAAGCAUGUCCGGCAGGAGGUGCUGGACGAGGAGACGCGGAUCCUAAGGUACAACACAAGGUGGUACCGAGCGCAACUGCGCUUCCUGCGCGGCCUCUACAACCAGAGCGAGACCGGCUCUCACACCUUCCAGAUGAUGUCUGGCUGCGACGUGGGGCCCGACGGGCGCCUCCUCCACGGGUACAGACAGUUCGCCUACGACAGCGCUGAUUACCUGACGCUGAACGAGGACCUGAGCUCCUGGACCGCUGCGAACACGGCUGCUCAGAUCACCCGGCGCAAGUGGGAGGCCCAGGGUGAGGCAAAGCACAUCAGGAACUUUGUGGAGGACAAGUGCUUGAGGUGGCUGCGCACAUUCCUGGAGUACGGGAAGGAGACUCUGCAGCGCACCGAUCCCCCAAGGACACGUGUGACCCACCACCCCACCUCUGAGUAUGAGGUCACCCUGAGGUGCUGGGCCCUGGGCUUCUACCCUGCGGACAUCACCCUGACCUGGCAGCGAGAUGGGGAGGACCUGACCCAGGAGAUGGAGGUGGUAGAGACCAGGCCUGGGGGAGAUGGAACCUUCCAGAAGUGGGCGGCUCUGGUGGUGCCUUCUGGAGAGGAACAGAGAUACACGUGCCACGUGCAACAUGAAGGCCUGCUGGAGCCCCAAGUCCUGAGAUGGGUGCCCCCUCAUCUGUCCUCCAUCCUCACCGUGGGCAUCAUUGCUGGCCUGGUUCUCCUUGGAGCUGUGCUCACUGGAGCUGUGGUGGUUGCAGCUGUGAUGUGGAGGAAGAAGCACUCAGGAGGACAAGGAGGAAGCUACACUGAGGCCGCAGGCAGUGACAGUGCCCAGGGCUCUGAUGUGUCUUUCAGCCCCUAAGGAUCUUUUACAGUGAACCUGAUGAGGCUCCAGUUGUGCACACCCUGGACAGCAGUGUGAUGGUGUCACUGUUGUUCUUAACUGUGAUAUUGAGCAUUUGUUCAUAUUUUUAUUUUUCUAUGUCUAUAUAAGUUGCUAUA
Molecule: messenger RNA, 1252 nt
Organism: Talpa occidentalis (Iberian mole)
Lineage: Eukaryota; Metazoa; Chordata; Mammalia; Eulipotyphla; Talpidae
Product: patr class I histocompatibility antigen, A-108 alpha chain-like
Exons: 7
Coding region: 30-1112 (360 amino acids)
Biological process (GO): antigen processing and presentation of endogenous peptide antigen via MHC class I via ER pathway, TAP-independent; antigen processing and presentation of endogenous peptide antigen via MHC class Ib; positive regulation of T cell mediated cytotoxicity
Cellular component (GO): external side of plasma membrane
Molecular function (GO): peptide antigen binding; signaling receptor binding
Source: RefSeq, a predicted model, not a curated record